Molecule: messenger RNA, 1274 nt
Organism: Caenorhabditis elegans
Lineage: Eukaryota; Metazoa; Nematoda; Chromadorea; Rhabditida; Rhabditidae
Gene: frpr-14
Product: G-protein coupled receptors family 1 profile domain-containing protein
Exons: 8
Coding region: 10-1059 (349 amino acids)
Biological process (GO): G protein-coupled receptor signaling pathway; signal transduction
Cellular component (GO): membrane
Molecular function (GO): G protein-coupled receptor activity
Source: RefSeq, marked reviewed
AGCCAAAAAAUGGAGCCGUCAACAAUCGAGCUUUUGGAUUUUGAGCCCCCACCGAUAUUUUGCAAUUCCUGUUUGGGAUCCACAGAUCCAGAAUAUUUGACCUACAACCUUGCGGUAUCCGGUGUUCUCCUUGCCAUUGUCGGAAUGAUAGGCCUAAUCGGAAAUAUGCUCGUCGUGAAGACCUAUCUGCAUCCCGAGCAGGCGAUCCAUUCCACCUCAAUCUACCUAGCAGCGUUAGCGUUCUCCGACUUUUUUUUGGUGCUUACCGCGAUGUUCCUAUUUGUGUUGGAGGCCUGGAGGCAUCAUGAUUAUCCGACUCUGGCUUACCUCUACGUCAUCGGAGCACCUAUCGUCUUCCCGGUGGCAGCUGUCUUCCAGACGAGCUCUGUCUACUUCUGUGUAGCUGCUGCAGUUGACUGCUUCAUCAUGGUAGUUCUACCCGAAAGUGUCAAGCAGCUGUACUGCACGCCGAGACGGGCAAAAAUCACCUGCGUAGUGCUCAUGCUCAUCUGCUUCAUCUACAACAUCCCGCACUUCUUCGAGCUGGAAAAAGUGGACUGUCUAGAUGAAGACGGUCGGGAUUCCAUGCAAAUCUGCCCGACAGACAUCCGGCUUGAUCCAGCCUAUUACGCGAUCUACUACACCUACAUGUACACCACAUUCCUGGCGAUCGGCCCGCUGACUCUUCUGAUCUUGCUGAACAUCUGUGUGGUGUUCACUGUAGUUACCAAGGGCAGCUCUAAUGAGAAUGGAGAAGACGACACAAUAUCCCUGAUCCUCGUGGUGUUCUUCUUCAUUUUUUGCAACUUCACCGCGUUGAUGGUCAAUUUUAUGGAGAUUAUCCUAAAUGAUCCGUCAAUGCUGGUGUACUUCGUGGAUCUCUCCAAUCUGCUGGUAGUGGUGAAUGGGACGGCCAACUUCUUUUGCUAUCUGAUCUUUGGUACAAGCUUCCGGGCUACUCUCAAGAAGGUAGUGCUGGGCUCCCCGGCAAAGCGAUCGGCGGUGCUGUGGAUCAACGACGAGGAGCACAAGAAUCAGCAGUCGCAUGCCUUGAUUUGACCUUUUUUGCUAAUUUGUCAAUUUUGAAAUCCCAAUUACGAGUAUAUUCCCCCUUCAAUACGGACCUUUUAUACCAAGCUUUUCUACCCUUUUGCCAAUGGAUUUUGUAUACACAUUCGUUAUUGAAACUGAAUCUUUCUUGUGUGAAAAUCAAUGUGUUUCUAAAAUUUGUGUUUAGCUGACAAUUCUACAGUGAUGAACCAACAGAAGUUUUG